Molecule: messenger RNA, 8613 nt
Organism: Acanthoscelides obtectus
Lineage: Eukaryota; Metazoa; Arthropoda; Insecta; Coleoptera; Chrysomelidae
Source: the annotation of a GenBank genome assembly
CCUUGUGCAACACUCGAUGCGACGAUGAUACGAACCGCCGAGGCCCAAUGCCCAAUCGUAUCGCAGCGUGCCUCGGUAUGCGCGCGCCUACUCACAAAUGAUGCGACUGGUGGUCGCAUCAUUUUCCUUUUUUGUCAUAUUAGCGCGCUUUUCCGAAUUAGUUUUCGCGCGGUAGCUGCUGGCGCGCGGAUUGCCGCACGAAGUGAUUUUGGACGGUGCGUCACGCGUUUUGUUUAUAUUGUUUGUUGUAGUGUGACUACCAGCUGUAUAGAAUACAAAUAACAGUCGCAGACAUGGGUUUUCUUAUCUACACAAUGGCACUGACAGUGCUUCUGACGAUACUGUGGAACAUCAGCAAUGCGGCCAAGUACUACAUCAAUUCGUCGUCUUCGGAAUCGUCUGUGUCAUAUCGGCAUGUGCCCCCAUACCAAUUAUGUUACUUAGGCCACGAGACAGCAGAAAUGCAUUGAUACCAGCAGCUGGUCUGCGAGCUUGCUGCAAGUUCAUGGGAGUUACUUAUGAAGUGGAAGGAAAAGAAAAUAUCGUUAAGAACAGCGGAUGUGUUGUGCUGAUCAAUCAUCAAAGCAUGCUGGAUUUGAUAGUGCUGGCGUGCCUGUGGCCAGUGAUGCCGAACUGUACAGUCAUAUCGAAAAAGGAAAUAUUUUAUCUUCAACCAUUCGGCUUGGCGUCAUGGCUUUGGGGUACCAUCUUCAUAGACAGGAUGAACGUGAAAGGGGCCAGAAGUGCCGUCAACAAAACCGGAGACACGAUAAGGACUAGGCAGGCGCGAGUGCUGAUGUUUCCCGAAGGUACUAGAAACGACAAAAAGGAACUGUUGCCGUUCAAAAAAGGAGCGUUCCAUUUAGCCUUGGCUUCGAGGUGUCCCAUCCAACCUGUGGCAGUUUGCAGAUACACAUUUUUGGGGAAACAAGUAUUUGAUAAUGGCCAUAUAAAGAUUCGCAUCCUGCCAUCGAUUUCCACCGAGGGAUACACGCCUGAAAAUAUGGAUAAACUGAUUGAUGAAGCCUACAAAGUGAUGUCCGAAAACGUGGACGCGAUCAGUGAAAGUGACGCCUGUCAGAUAAACAACAAUUCUUCCGCAAAAAUACUAAAAUAACUCGCAUCUCUCGCAUUAAUUUAAUCCGUAUACUUUUAGUGACCGUCUGAUGGGGCUUAAGUCAAUGGUACUGCUUAUCUGCUCAUCUCAAAUGGUCAAUAAAAUAUGUAACAAGACUUUGGAAGGCAUCAAAUAUCUGUCCAAUUUUUUCAAAAAUCGGUGGGUUUAGGCGGAUCCGUUGAUGAUAUCCGCGAUGUUGCCAAAUAUACAGUUUUGCAACUUUUGUUUUUGUAUGGGAUGCUACACGUUUUAUUCAAUAUUUGUAUUCUGCGAGACUGUUUGAAUACUUACAUACUUUGACGUAGACCUCAUAGUUUUCUCGAAAUAACAAAAGGUAUUUUUUUCAUCUAAGCAAUGAUCGAUAUGGAGAAUAAUUUUCUGUCAUUUCUGACAUUAAAAAGUCAAAACUUUUCCAACAGUAGACCUUGUUAUUGGAUACCGGUGGGGAUAUUUGUCAUUGAAAACAUCGCAAACUUUUUGGUGUGUGCAUCGACGAUUGCCAUAACUCAGAAUCAUUAAAUUUCUAUUCUGAAUAACUCUACUAACAAAACACAAUGGACUUUAAAAUGUCAGAAAUGACAGGAAUUUACUUUCCAUACCAGUCAUUCCUUAGGUGGAAAAAAUACCUUCUAUUGUUUGAAAAUUAAACAUUUCGAAAACUAUGGGGUCUACGUCAAAGUAUGUUCGAUAAAAAGUAUUCGGAAUUUCUCGCAGGAUACAAGUAUCGAAUAAAAUGUACUCGUAUAGCAUUCCAUAUAAAAAACAAAAGUUGCUGACAGUUUCUGAAAAACUGUAGAUUUGGCAACGUCGCGGAUAUCAUCAACGGAUUCGCUGUGGUUUCAAACCGAAACCUCCGAUUUUUAAAAAAAUUGGAGACAUUCGUCAGAUAUUUGAUGAGUUCCAAACUUUUUUUAAUCUGCAUAUUGAUUUGAUACAAAGUUAGUAUACAUAGUUAAAAAAAGCUUGGAAAAGUGGGUUGUGUUUACUAAAAGCUGUAACAUUAACAUUUGAGACGUCUACUAAAGAUGUUGCAACUAAACUAUAACGUAAAGAAAGUUGCAAUCUAAAAUUUUGAACCAAACAGCUAUUGCAAUUCACUAAGGGCCGUAUCGUCAGUGGAUCCUAUAAUUGUAGGACGCCUUUAUGGCCUCCUUGAUUUUCAUAGUUUUUUAUUUCCUUCAGAUAGGCUGGGAUAUUUCUAGAUUUCUACUGUUCCGUGUCAGCGUCCGCGCUCUGUUGUUUCGAGGUUAUGUUUUCCUUUUGAAUCUUCUAUUUCAGGCUGAUAAAAAUCAAGUUUUAUCAGCCGGAAAUUUCUUAGAAUUCAUAAAGAAAAUAUCACCUCAAAAUAGAGCGUUCAAAUGAAAUUUCAAGAACAAUGAAACAAGAUGGUGAAAAAAUUAUUGAUUUAUCUAUAAAAACAAAAAAGUUACAGCUAAUCAAAGUUGCGCCUCGCGAGAAUAUUUUUAUUCCGUCUCAACGCGACUCGUGACGUCACACUUCACUAUCCAGUUGCGACGGCCUUGGCCGACUAAAUUUCCUAAACGCAUACAUAGGUACAGGUACACAUACGAGGGUGGUCCCAGAAGUACCCGACCCAACGAAGAAAUCAUGCUAGCUCGCGCACUUUCAGUCGACGAUCAUUCAGUACCGCUUUGUGAAUUUUCUUCACCAUUUCUGGAGUCGUCACCUCAUUUGGUCGACCACUGCGAUGCUCGUCUUGGAAACUCGUACCGCCUCGUUCAAACUCAGCUACCCAAUAUUUUACUGUUGUAAACGAAGGAGCAGACUCACCCAGAGUAGAAUCCAGUUCAGCUUUUAUUUUGGUUGAGCUGAGGCCUUUGAAAUAAAAGUAUGGUACCACAUAACGAUUACCAAUUUUCUCCAUUUUCACAAAUUCACUGAAAACGUUCAGUAUCGACGACUGCCAAACAAAUAACAGCGUGACGUCUUCAAACUUGACACAUAUGCUUUAUAGGUUGCAUACUUUCUAAUACAAUGAUAUUUUUGAAACAACUAUCGCCAUCUCUAGGUCAGGCCGGGUACUUCUGGGACCACCCUCGUACAGCGGGAACACCUGGUAGGCUAAACGUCUUCCGCGCCAAUUUGUUUAAUUAGUUGACUGCAUAUACGAUCGGUUAUGAGCGAAAUAACAAAGAAGAGGUUGUUAUAAAUACUGUAUCGUUCCAAAAGGUACGAGUAUAACAAUCACAACCCCUAAUAAACAUUUCUUCUACGUACCCUCCCAUAAAAAUAUCUGGAAGAAAUGGUGCAAACUUACGAAGCAUGAUUUGAUUGGACCAAAAAGUACAACAUAUUUCUGUGAAGACCACUUUGAUCUGAGAAUAUCACUUUACUAUUUAUUUAUGAUUAUUAGUUAUAUGAUUUCCAAGGUCAUUUCACUGUGCACGCGGCAUUUCGAGGGAAAACAUUCAUCAACUAAUAUUACAGAUCACUUAUUUAAACUCAGCGAGAACAGGUGUGAGCUACUAUAGCGUCACUUACCCCCCCUAAAAAGACGUCAAUUAGGUUAACUCUGUACGGCAUCAUGUGCGAUGUUUUCGACUUCGAAAGGCUUCAUUACAGAUUGAGAAUGAUACUGAAAAUCCGAUAAAAUAUAAACUAGUCGGUGGAAGAUUGAAGCUGAAAAUCGGAGUAAAGCCUCAUAAUUUUGACUGGCCAAAAGGUGUGCGGCCUUUCACAGAAUGUGGAGCAUAUGAGAAGCAUAUUAGAACGAUGUUCCCUCCACUUCAAGUUGGUAACCACUAGAAUUCAUUCAGUGUGACUCACGUAAAAUCGAAAGCACUAGAAGAUCCACUGCUUGAAGUUUAUACUGUAGCAGGUGAUCAAGACACAAAAAUUAAGCACAAAUAAGUGAAUCUUGCAUUUUUAUGCUUGAAUCUGUAAAGUAAGCAAUUACUUGGAUCUCAUUAAGUUGUCUUCGUUUACAUUCAUUAAUGAAUCUUUCGAAGAAGUUAGGAUCCUCUACUACGUCUAAAUUUGAAGAACUUCCACUUUUGUUAUUAAAAUCUUUAGAUAGCGCCGGUUUCAUCCAGUAACAUUCUAUUGAAGUCCUUGCAGGUCCUCGCUUUUUUUCAAAAGCCAGAUCAAAAACGUUAUUGUGUGUUUACAUCCACCAAGCUUAGCAGCACAACCAUGACGUAUAACAGUUUCAAUUCUUUCCUCACUUUCGUAGUAAGGCGUAGCUUUCACUUUAUGUUCAGGUGUAACUGUACAUUUUACAAUGCAUUUACUUACUUUACGUUUCAACUGAACACAACCAAUAAGAUCUUCACGAUACGAAUCUCUCCCUGCCCUGGAAUAUAUCGUGUCAUAUUCGCAAACUUGUACGCAUAGUCAAAUACCAAAAUUGAUGACAGUAGCGAAACUAAUCGUACGCCACUGGUAUUACGCGGAGGCAUUCGAAAAUGCGGCGAUUCUGUGUGAUUUAUCGGCAACCGUCGCUGUAAUCAAAAGGUACCGCGUCAAAUCAGUGGCGCACGAUGACUUCUGCUACUGUCAUCAAUUCUGGUAUUUGACUAUAGGCAUCGACACUAAUCUGUUUAAAACCUCAGUAGGGUACCGCACCUUUUACAGCUAUACUAUAACUAUCUAAAACUGUAAUGAGUCAUCGAUGUUCACGUGAACAUCACUUAACUACCAGUAGUCGGCUGUUCAUAGGCGGGCUAUGAAUGUUUAACAUGGGUGAACUAGAUUUGUCACAUGCUUAAUGAAGAGUGGUUUGAAACAUAUUGUAAGUCAAAAAUUUGAGAAUUACCUUUAUUCAUCGUCGCUUCCACUUACAUCUGACAGUAAUAAACUGUCGCUAUCGCUUUCCUCGUUGAAAUUGACUAUAACUGGCUCUAUGAUGGUGUCGAUGUGGUGGUCAAGCUGCCACAUUUUUGUUUCUUCCUUCACAACAUGACGGAUAGCAUUCUGCCAAGCUUCGUUCGUUACUAGCUGUAUGGAAGUCUCAAGUAAAACCUUAACGUCUGGUAAUUUGAAGGUUGUGUUAUGGCGCGCAAUAUAACCAUUCACUUGAGCCCAGAUGAGCUCUAUUGGGUUCAGUUCACAGUGGUAGGGCGGUAACCGCAGCACAGUGACACCACAUUGACGGGCCAUCUCAUCAGUCACGUAACUAAUGUUCGCAGAUUUGUGCUGUUUAAUUUUUUCAUACAAUUCCGCUUUCACACAUGAAUCGUCAAACGGGAUUCCUUUUUCGCGCAACCAUUGCUGCAUGUCACUUUUUCGAGAUCCCAAAGUCGGUACACGUUCGGCUCGACGACUAUGGUAGGAAGCAUUAUCCAUGACGAUCACAGAGUUGGGCUCAACUCGCUGAAGCACCCCUUGAAACCAGCUCUCGAAGCAGCUGGCAUUCAUUUCGUCAUGGUAACCACCUCCUUUCUUAGAGACGAAAAUCAAGUCACACUCUUCUAAAAAGCCACUAUCGCUACCAAUAUGAGUUACGAUCAAUCUUUGACCUUUCCCUGACGGUCCACGAAGACCUGUUGACAAACCUUCAAUGCUUGCUUGUCGGUUACUCACUACGUUUUUGUCUAUCCAGGUUUUUUUAACUGUGUGACCUGCAUUUACCCAUGUCUCGUCCAAAUAAUAGAUUUUUCUGCUUUGUCGCCUAUAUUCAAACAUUUCGCGUAGGUAUUUUCGACGCCAGGCGACUAUUUCAGGUCUCUCUAUCAAUACUGACUUCCGAUUACGCGUUUCGUAACGAAAAUUAAUUUCGUGCAGGGAUUUCCUCAUUACCUCAACGCUCAUUUGGGGUAUAAUUUCAUUUUCCUUGAUCGCUGCAUGUACAGCCUUGAGGGUUGGUAUCUCAUUCCUAAAGAAGAAUGAAUGUACGGUUCGCCUUAACGCCAUUUUGCUAUCGUCAUCUAAUUUAACGGCCUUUCGUCCCUUCAAAUUAAACUUUGGAUCAGUAGUAGCUCCAGCUUUCUUCUUUUCAUGCACCAGCCUGCGAAUGGUCCACUCUGGAACGCCUGUCAAACUUUCACAACGCGCGAGUGCAUUUCCCUGCGACAUAGUUCUGUUCAGAUAAUUGAACACGUUGAGCACGAUUUCUUUCGCGUCCCUCUUCAGUGCUUUACGAAGCCGUCUACUUGUUCCCUGGCUUUCAGUACUUCCACUCGUGCCAUUUGUACUCUCCAUGGUUAAGCAUAACCAAAACAGUAACCACAGAAACCACAACAAUAACAAUCACACAACAAUUCUUAUAAAAACACACAAUAUGCGAUCGCUCAACGAAACACGUUCCAAUGCGUUGCCGACGCCUAUGAGUCUGCCGGUCGAGGCGCGUCUUUGAUUGCAUUGGUUCUACCGGCGGAGAACAAUCAGCCAUUAUUUCCAUCUCUGUCUGUGCUGUUGACCACCGCAAAGCCACAGAAACGACAUAUGUCGUACGCUAUACGGCUGUACUGGAAGGAAGCCGGGAUCGAGCUCUGAUCACGUGUUGAGCACGCGUAUGAGUCAUUACAGUUUCAAAUAGUUGUAGUAUAGCCCUUUCCCAAUAAAACUUGAUUAUUAUAUACUAUGUUAUCCGGUAGAUAUCUCCACACUUUUCUUCAACUUCAAAUAUCUAUCUGGUUUCGUAGCAAGUGACACUUUACACGCCUUGACCUUAUGUGUAUCUAUCGCUUGCAUCACUAAUUUACAAUGUAUCGGUAAGAAUAUAUUGAUUUAACCCUAAGACCAAAUGUUAACACGUAAUAAAGAUGCCUGACGUUUUUUUUCCUGAAGGUGCACCACAUUUUCCGAGUACAUUCCACGAUUACUCCCUAAAUAAUUCGAGGUUGCUUACCAGGAAGAGAUACGCUAUGUUAUCAGAACUACCUAUAGACAUAAGAUAUCAAUUUUUAUCAAUAUUCGUAUCACAAACAGAAACUCCAUUGAUGCUGCUUUGAUUACUGGAAUAAGUCAUGUUUUCCGAAACGAUUGAUUUUCAUUUUAUGUUUGUUAUUCUAUACUACCAUACUUGAAAAAACGAGCGAGGCGUUGUUUGGGAGGUUUAGAAUAAGAAAUAAAACCACUUUUAGGCAAUAAAUCACGUCAUGCCCGCCAUCAGUUUAGUUCUUUGUCACGUGUAUUGUAAAAAUUUCAACAGCUUCAAGCAUAUCAUUCCUGUUACAUUUUAGGAUUAAGGAUGUUAUUUGCUUACGUCUGUAUUUAUAAUAAACCUAGAGAUACGUUUUGUAAAGGGAAUUCGUAAUAUGUCAACACCAAAAGAAUAAGAAUAUUUAAUUGAGAAUGUACCAUAAAUUUAACAGACGAUUCUUUGAGUAAUUUUAAAACAAAAAGUUCAUAUAAGCAUAGCUCCGCAAAUUAUUCGUUCUCAAGAUACAGGGUGUUGAAAUUUAAAAAAAAAUGUUUUUUCGUAAAUAUCUUAAAUAUCCUUAACCUAAUUUUGUUGUAAUUCGGCGGUAGUAUUUAUAACAUUAAAGAGCUGAUUUAGUAGACAAAAAAAUGUACGCCACUGGCUUUUGUGCAAUUUUUAUUAUGUUCCUUGGAUUAAACAAAUAGAAAUACAACUUUUUUGUCUCUUGAUUUUUUUCCGUAUCUUGCUUAGUUUUCGAGAAAAAAUUAACUUAACCGCAUAUCCUUGGACCCCACAAGGAAUAUGGGGACAAAUUUCUUUUGGAAAUUAUAAUUUUUUUAAUAAUAUUCAUUUUAAUAAAAAUUAUAAAAAAAUAUCUAAUAAUUUAGAAAAGAAACUUUUCCCUAUAUUCCUUGAAUAGGGGAUAUGCGAUUAAUUUGACUUUUUAUUUUCUCGAAAACUAAGCCAGACACGAAAAAAAUUCAAAAGACAAACACGUUGUAUUUCUAUUUGCUUAAUCUAAAGAACAUAAUAAAAAUUCCACAAAAGUCAGUGACGUACAUUUUUUUGCGACAAAUAUUCGUUCAGAUCCCGAUCGAGUCGUCAGUGGACCUAAUAAAUUUAAUCAACUUAAGGAUAAAUUAAGUUCCUUACUGUUAUAAACACCACCGCCAAAUUACAAAAAAAAAUUAGGCAAAGGAUAUUUAAAACAGUUUUUUCUUCAAUUUUAACACCCUGUAUCUUGAGAACGGAGAAUUAACCGACCUAUGUCCAUAUGAACUUUUUGUCUUAAAAUUACUACUCUUAACUUUAUGGCACAUACUUGAUUAUUUAUGCUUCCAUGCAAGAAGGCCUAGAGACUAUAUACUUGUAGUAAAUAUCAAAAAUGAUAUGCGAGGUAAUGAAACUUAUAGAUGUCUCUCUGAUCCACUUAUGUUUAAAGGUCUGUAGUUUGAAAAAAAAAUUGGUCGCCGAAACAUCGGUAGUAGUUUAUUUUAUUAAUGCGCGUGCGCCAAAGAUGUGCUUGAUAAUCGUCUUCUGUUUAUAUAAAUAUGACUGACUAGACUAAGUAAUCAUAAUUAUAUUUUCAAAUGUGUAUUUUAUUUUAUAAAUGAUGUUAAACGUCCUGGGAAUUCUAUGUUAAAUAUUUAUUUUUAAUAAAACAUUAAAAAAA